AUGUGCCAGUAUGAACAAUAUCUUCGAUAUGCUAAUAACCUCGAGAACGAUAUCCGGAUAUCGUCACUGUGCGACAUCGUUUUCAACAGUGACUCGACAAAAACCGGCGUAGUCACGUCGCCAGGAUAUCCGAAUCCUUAUCCACCGAGGACGCAUUGUACAUACGACUUCCAGGGACGAGGAAAAGAACGAAUCCAAGUGGUAUUCCAGGAUUUGAAUUUGUAUCAUACGUCGAACACAGCGAACGAAUGCGAUGGCGUGGAUUCGUUAGUGGCGUACGUGCACAUAGACAGAAAGAAGGAGAAGAUAGAUGCAUUUUGCGGUGAAAAGCCAGCGCGGCCUAUCAUGAGUAACGGACCACGGCUUUCUUUGGAAUUUAAUGGCAUCACAUCGUCCCGCCAAUCCCGAGGCUUCAAAGCUGUGUACUCCUUCACUGAAAAUUUCGGGAUAACGACAGGCCGGCAGGAGGCGCAAUAUCCCUGUGCCUUUGUUUACAACAGCAACGAGACACGAAACGGCACGUUCGCCUCGCCGAAUUACCCGGGCCUGUAUCCCCGCGACACCGAGUGCCAUUACUUCUUCAAUGGCCACCCAAACGAGCGGGUCCAUCUUCACUUCCACUUCUUCGACGUCGAGGGUGUGACACCCUGCGAGGCGAUAUCUGCGAGCGACUUCGUCGAAUUUUCGAAUUACAUGUCCAGGGACCGGAAGUACUCGAGGCACUGCGGCCAACAAAAGGAAUUCGACGUGGAGAGCGACAGAAAGUUCUUUCGCGUAACUUUUAAGAGCAACGACAGAUACGAUGCAACAGGAUUUAACGCAAGCUAUGUGUUCGUGGACGAGGAAGGAAAUUAUACAACAAAGCCACCGAUGAGUAACGCAUCAGCGAUAAAAGGUGCAACGAUGGUGCUGGUGAUGCUGUUCGUGAGCCCACUUCUCUUUGGCCGAGUUCGCUUUAAUCACGAUCAGUAACUUGGACGGAGGGGGGGAAGGAGGAGGAGCAGGGGGGGUCUUGGCUCAAUUUACAACGAACUAUAACUUCGAAGACAGGAGCCAUCCAAAAUCCUCCAUUAUUCGUCGUACCAAGGAAAGUGGCUGCAUCGUUUGCAUCAGUGAAAUUGCCAAAGGGGACACACACCGGAGCCCGAUCUCCCUCUGAAGAUAUAUACAUGGACGCACCAGGACAUCGUUGACUCGUUUAUAUUAGACCUAACGUCACCACGCGCUGACUCGCCCGUUCAUUCUCCAUCGUUUUACUUACGCACUGGCUAUCCACGGAGAAAAAGUAUUGGCAAUAAAUCGAUACUCGGUGUAUCAUUCGCGAUGCGAGGUAACCGUGAAGUUUUCGAAAGAGUGUCUAAUAGGGAUGUCUUGACUAGUGAUACGCGGUUGUUAUUUAUCAUUCCUCGGACAGUGUUCGAAAACACUGGAAGAUUCUAGAUUCCGAAUCGAUCUUAGUUGUUGCAAAGUAUAUAAUAGAUAUAUAUAUAUAUAUAUAUAUAAUGUAAUUUAUUUUUGACACGAAAACAGGAAUCUAUAAAUCAUUCGUUUCCUCUGCUUAAUCAAUCUAUUUUUUUUUUUUCCCUUUUAUUAAUAUUACGUGGAUGAUAUUACAGGAUUCUUUUUUGAAAACUUAAAAGCCAUGAUGUUCAACGAAGAUUCGUUAGGUCUUUACGUCUCUUUGGAACAGAGAGAGAAGGCCGGUAUUAUCUAGCAACACGCCGCGUACACUCGUUGAAAAUUUCAUAACGUUUUAUAUUUACGAACACGAGAUCGUUCCCUGUUAGUAUACUUAACGAACGCGUACGAAGAGAGGAUAUUACGAGAGUUGUAUAAGUAAUGGUAUAAAUCUAUAAUUUGUUGUAGCAUGACGUACCCAGAAGUGCUGAAUUGUUAAUGUUUUUCUCCUCGUACGGAAACGAAUUUAUUAAAUCGCUAUGAACUAUCUGUCCGAAGAAUUUAUUCGAAAGUCAUAUACGUAUAGUGAGAAAAAAAACCGAGGAAACACGAAAAUUCGCCUUCCUAAGUACACUACGAGCAUAUUUAUUAUUACAUCCUCUAUAUGACUGUGAUGUUUCCAUUCCUUCUUAGUUCAUUAGAAACCGCGAAUACAAGUCUGAUUAUUAACGCGAACAAAACUGGUGGAGGGGUUCGUAACGCGAACAAUAAUCGAAUCGAAUGGUUACGAAUCGCCGCUCGAACUAAGUCAUACUGAUAAAGAAAAAAAUGGUUAAUUACGAUUAACAUUCUUGCUAACGUCGGUGUUUCGAUAUCGUUGAAGAAUCAAUGUGAAAGGGGGAGUUAUCGACACGAAUCUCGCGUUGGAACGGAUUUAACAAUUUAACGCACGUGUUGGAACAUUGAGAAACUGGAGAUGACUAUUGAAUCGAGAAAUUGAACAGUCAGACAUCGUCUGAAGGAAGAGCAAUAAAUUUAAUCGUCGAUCGAGAGACGAUUACCGAGACUAUGCUGGUGUUAGUUCACGAAAUAGUUUGAAAUAAUUUUCUGAAAGUGGUAUAGAAAGAUGAUUCUAUUUGUUAUGGAUUACAUACGAGCCGUACAUUGAAUUCGAUUUUGUAGCAACGUCGAUGAUUUGAUAAACCGCUAACAAUAACGUCGUUUAUUGAAAAGAGAGGACUUGCUUAGUUACGUGAAUGUAUAAAUAGUAAACUAGUAGCAGGUAAUGUGAAUUGAUUGUCAUUUUUAUUUCAGAAUAUAAACUACUUAUCGCGAAUAAUUCGAAUAAUUUUUAAUAGAUUUUAAUAGAUCAUCAUCACGUAAAUAUUAAUCUUCUCCGUUUCUCCAGUUUUUCCCUUAGAUUAGACAAUGUUUUAAGCCAGCAUUUCAACAAUAAUCGAAAGCAAAAACGCGAGCGAAUGGUUGACCAUCUAGACGUGCAAGCAACCGCGGUUUAAUGAAAAGAAAACAAGAGCAAAGGAGCUGCAAGUUCGGAGACGUUGUCAAGAUAAAACGAUACACACAAAACUUCUGUGUUCAAACUUCAUCCACUUAAGGCGCAAUCAAUAAAGAUAAAUGUUUAACGACCAAUGCGAGAGUGACGACGGGGAGAGAAUAGGGAAAUGCAUCGGCACAUCGGCAUGCCGGGGCAUACCGAGGCAGAAAGUCAUUAUCGUCGGAGUUAACGAUAGUUUCGCGAAACUUUAUCGCACAAAGGUUUGCCACUUUAUGCCGGAAAAUUAUUUCGAACUAUAAGCCGGCCAAACUGUAAACUGUAAGCCAGGCCACUUUCUCGAGCUUAAUCGCCAUAAGCGUAACCAGCAGCAAAAGUGGAAUAUGGUUUUUACCAAUCGUUGCGACCGGCAAUCGGGGAUACGCUGGUCAACUGGUAACGAACAAAUUGAACUAGCGAACAGAAGAGGAGUACCUACGAUUGGUCGUUGAUGUUCAAAAGUUGAAGCGCCAUGAAUACAUACGAGAGAAGACAAAACUAUUGAACUCAAUGUCAAGCGUGAUGUAUCCAAAGGACACAUAAGGAUAGGUAGCAAUACUGUCAUUGUGUAUGUUAGACUACUGUGGAUAUUUUUUAAUAGGUUUAUAAUGCGUUGACUACUUCUCCCAAGUUUCUAGUUGAUUUGUAAGAAAGAAAGAGAUUAAAAAAAAAAGAGAGAGAAAGAGAGAAGAGAGAGGAGAGAGAGGAGUAUGACUGUGUAUUACGAUUUGAACGUCUCUGGUGCGCGUGAGAAAGUAAAAGAUAAAGGACUGUACAAUGUAUAUGAGCAGUUGUCACUUCGGUUUAUUGUUAUUUAUAUGUUGUCUAUGAAGAGAUGAAUACGGCAGAAAAACACUAUUAGGAAGUUGUACACCCGAAUUGGCACUAUGAAAUGCUUCUAUGUACCUAUCACGUUGUAAAUACUGUUAUAUUUAAUCCGUUCGAGUUGCUGUCACAACCAAUAAUGUAUUGUCAAGCUGUUUUAUUCCGUACCGGUAAGUUCCAGCAGCACGUGGCGGAGUUUAAAUGAAAAACGACAAGUCGUAGUAGCGUCGAGGGCCGAAACCCUGAAGUCUACUAAUCCUUUCUGUUCCGUUGCGCACGCUCUAUCUAAACUAAAGUCUCCGUUGAUUUAGGCAGCGUUGAUAAACAGGCGAGUGUUUCGUUCGUUUCGCGUUGCGACCAAAGCCUUGAUUGAAAAUCGAGACACGCUUGUCGUUUGUAUUUUGUAUUUUUAGGGGGCUACGUAUUAAACAAGCAGAGAAUUUGUAAACGCGUACGCGCUUCUAAACACGUAGGCGAGAUUAUACUUUUCCGCGUCGUUCUAUCAUUAUAUCGAGUUGAUUUGCCACCAAUAAAAAGGAAAAAAGGAAAAAUAAAAAAAAAAAACAUGCCUAGUUGAGUUUGCGAAGAUUAGUGCACUUGUAUGCAGUUAAGGGAGGAUCUAUGUGUACAAGGACGAUUUAACUAGUUGAAUAGUUAUUAAAAAAAAAAAAGAAAAAAAAAACUUCAAUCUCUUGCGAUUUACGACUCAACGAGCGCUCCGUAAUUAGGCAGGAAGUUCAGGAGCGGCCUAGCAGCAAGUUCCUGAGUCCAAAGAAACAAAAGAGAAAUAAAAAAAAAAAAAUAAACUUUUAUCCUUACACGCCGCAUAUUACUGGGACCUGCGAGUUAUCAAAGUUGCGCCUGGGGCGCUCCAAACUUUGUCCUGCGGUUAAAACUGUUCAAAAGCAUCGUAGUCAUGCUCCGGACAAAGCGCGAUCAUUGAUCGGAGCAUCGACUAUGGUAUCCGCUAGUGGCGGAUGUAUUUUCUUAUUCUGUUUUGAGGCUCUUGCCGGAACAUCUCACGCAUAAGUUACUGAACUGUAAUGCAAUCAUCGUUACUGUCCUAAUAAAACCUUAACAUAUGACUCUGUA
Messenger RNA from Frieseomelitta varia, 4867 nucleotides. It is a transcript of the gene Sol1, whose product is annotated as suppressor of lurcher protein 1. Gene Ontology annotation, cellular component: plasma membrane. Lineage: Eukaryota; Metazoa; Arthropoda; Insecta; Hymenoptera; Apidae. The record is from RefSeq and is a predicted model, not a curated record.